Molecule: messenger RNA, 1414 nt
Organism: Oppiella nova
Lineage: Eukaryota; Metazoa; Arthropoda; Arachnida; Sarcoptiformes; Oppiidae
Source: the annotation of a GenBank genome assembly
ACCUUACGAGAGCUGUAAUACCGGAGCGAAAAACCUGUUUUCCAAGAGUUUAGUGUCAGAAAUGAUGGGAAAUAAGCAAAAUCUGAGACACAAAAUAGGUUUCUAAUAAUAAAACAGUGUUUUGAGUCCAACACACAUACACAGCAAAACCAGUGAUGAUUUAAGCCACGAUCAUAUAUUUGGGACACAUAUAGGCGUUGAUAUUGAACUUGUCUUAACACAACUCAGAGACCUAUUUAUUUCUCAAACUAUAUUUAAUCGACUAUUUAAUAGAGAUGUCCAUCGAAUCAGUCGCUGAAGUCUUGUACAAGAAGAAGCAAAGGGGACGACUAUCGCGAUACUGGGCUACCAUGGGAUUCAUAUUUCAAAUCAUCCGGGACAUCGACCCCAAGUUACGUGUAGUGAUCGAUACGUUCACACUAUUAGGACUAAUAUACUCGACGCGAGUGGUGUUCAGCCUGUUAUCCACGGCUUUCACCGGAUUUCGUGUCCAUCUGUGGUCUCGGGUCUGGAAAAUAGAUCUGAAGCAACGGUACGGCGAGUGGGCUGUCAUUACCGGCGCCACCGAUGGCAUAGGUCUGGAGUACGCCCGAGCCCUCGCCAAACGUGGGUUGUCCCUCGUACUCAUCGGUCGAAAUGAGGUGAAGUUAGCCCGGGUUAAGACCGAACUGUCGCCCAUCACAUCCGUGGUAACCAUUGUGGCGGACCUGAACUCCGAUGACCCGACGCUGUACGAGAGGAUCGCCACUGAUAUCGAUGGCACCAAUCGAGACAUCGGUAUAUUGUUUAACAACGCGGGGGUUAUGUACGACUCGCCCAAUCGUUUCAUGGAUCAGCCCGAAGACAAGGUGUGGCAACACGUGAGGGUUAACAUCGCCGCCGUACUCAUGAUGACCCGGGCUGUGCUACCGGGGAUGAUAGCCCGUCGGCGAGGGCUUGUCAUUAAUAUGAGUUCCAUAGCCGCCUACAAGCCCCUACCGCUGAUGGGUGUCUACAGCGCCUCCAAAGUGUUUGUCGAGUGGUUCUCCAAGACUCUGGAAGUGGAGUACAAGUCCUAUAACAUCGAAGUGCAGACUCUGAUGCCAUCGUAUAUCUCCACAAAACUCACCUCUUUCUCGGAUCUGCUGCAGAAGCCAUCGCUGGCCUUCCCGAGCGCCGAGACCUUCACGGCCAACGCCGUGGCCACCAUCGGGAGGGCCAGUAAGACGACCGGCUAUUGGUCGCACGGGUUGCAGCACUUCCUGACCGACUGGUUUGUGCCGGAGUGGGCCUACACUCUGUCGAGUUGGCACUUCCUCCGGAAUAUCGACAACUCCAAGACUAAGUGAAAAGUUUAAAAAACUUUUUGUCUUGUUUUGUAUGUGUUUUUAAAGUGAUUUAUCAUCUGUUGAAUGAGAUUAUGAGAAAUGUUUUA